AGUUCUCGGAACAGAAGAAGAAUGUCCUCCGUGUGUGCAUAAGUGCCCUGUUUGUUUUUGCUUGCACCUUUCAUCCCUUUUGUCUGCCUGUCCCUCUGUCUUGGGUGACUACAGACACGUCGUAUAAAGCGGUCACUGUUGCAUUUGUAAAGUACCGCAAACGACGGAUCAGAUAACUUCUGUGGUUUGAGAGGAUCUUUUGGGGUCUGUAGAUCUUGUUUACUUGUUAAACAGGAGGAAUGUUUCGACGAAGACUGCCGUUCUCACAGCUGAUCUUAGCCGCAGUGCUUGGGGUCGCUGGUGGCAUUUACAUCUACAGACCUUAUUUUGAGUCACGACCAAAGGCCUUUGAACAGCAAAACCAGGAUGUGCCAAAGAAAGGGAAUGAAACGGACCGAAGCAGAUCACCACUCCCAGGAAGCACUUCACAGACAGAACAAUCAGGACCAUCGAAUGGAGGCCAAACAAAACACAAGACCAGUGUGGAUUAAUUUCUGCUACCGUGAGGUUACUCUGCGUGACAAUAAAAUAAAAUAUUCUAUUCUGUGACAAAUCACUUUUCACAAUUCUGUGAAAAAUCACUUUGUAAAAAUGGUAUAAAAUAUUAAUGCUCUGACAGUUUUGAACACUCUCCUGCCUUACAGUUAUUUGUAAGAGAUUUGUAAAUGCAUAAAUUAUGUUACUCAAGGACAUUGUGAACCCAACAAUAAAAAUAAUGUAUCUUCA
Messenger RNA from Girardinichthys multiradiatus, 726 nucleotides. Its product is annotated as protein PIGBOS1. NCBI's taxonomy places the organism in Eukaryota, Metazoa, Chordata, Actinopteri, Cyprinodontiformes, Goodeidae. The transcript has 3 exons. The record is from RefSeq and is a predicted model, not a curated record. Bases 240 to 491 code for a protein of 83 amino acids.